Danaus chrysippus (African queen) is the source of this 294-nucleotide messenger RNA. NCBI's taxonomy places the organism in Eukaryota, Metazoa, Arthropoda, Insecta, Lepidoptera, Nymphalidae. The record is from the annotation of a GenBank genome assembly.
AUGAUGGGGAUGAUGGGGAUGAUGGGGGGUGAUGGGGAUGAUGGGGAUGAUGGGGAUGAUGGGGAUGAUGGGGAUGAUGGGGAUGAUGGGGAUGAUGAUGGGGAUGAUGGGGAUGAUGGGGAUGAUGGGGAUGAUGGGGAUGAUGGGAUGAUGGGGAUGGGGAUGAUGGGGAUGAUGGGGAUGAUGGGGAUGAUGGGGAUGAUGGGGGAUGAUGGGGAUGAUGGGGAUGAUGGAGAUGAUGGAGAUGAUGGGGAUGAUGGGGAUGAUGGGGAUGAUGGGGAUGGAUGGGGAUGA